Messenger RNA from Monodelphis domestica (gray short-tailed opossum), 1904 nucleotides. RefSeq names its product cytochrome P450 4F3-like. Gene Ontology annotation, molecular function: oxidoreductase activity, acting on paired donors, with incorporation or reduction of molecular oxygen; iron ion binding; monooxygenase activity. NCBI's taxonomy places the organism in Eukaryota, Metazoa, Chordata, Mammalia, Didelphimorphia, Didelphidae. The record is from RefSeq and is a predicted model, not a curated record.
AACCCAGCAGGAAACCCAGAGGCCUGUUGGAGAGGCGGGAUUGCUUUCUACUUGACCCAAACUCCGGAAGCAGGGACACAAGGACUCCGUGGGUGGAAGAGAGCUUUGUCUUCUACCCUGAAAGGCUCGAAGCUCUGAAAUUGCAAUUCAGACUUCGACCAGCAGAAUGCUGCCUGGCUCCAAGUGGCUAUCUCACCACCUGUGCCUGUCAAGCCUAGAGGCUGAGGUUUCUUCCAUCUUGAUCUUGGCUGGCCUGACUCUUAGCACCUGGAUCCUGGUCCAGGGCCUGGCCUGGGCCCACCGAUAUUAUAUCAACUGCCAGAGGCUUCGGUGCUUCCCUGGGCCCCCUUGUCAGAACUGGUUCCUGGGCCACUUGGGAAUGAUUCAUAGUUCUGAAGAGGGCUUGCUGUACAAUCAGAAACUAGUCUGCACCUUCAGAGAUGUGUGCUGCUUGUGGAUAGGGCCCUGGUGCCCUGUGAUACGUAUCUUCCACCCCAGUUACAUCAAGCCAGUCCUCCUGGCCUCAGCUUUUAUUUUACCCAAAGACGACUUCUUCUAUAGCUUCCUGGAACCCUGGCUGGGGAAUGGAUUGUUGCUGAGUAAAGGAGACAAAUGGAGCCAGCACCGACGCCUGCUGACCCCAGCUUUUCACUUUGGCAUCCUCAAAUCCUAUGUGAAAAUCUUCAGCCAGGGUGCAGAUAUUAUGCAUGCAAAGUGGAGGCGUCUCUGUGCUGAGGGCAAUACUCGCUUGGACAUGUUUGAGCACGUCAGCCUCAUGACCCUAGACAGUUUGCAGAAAUGCAUCUUCAGUUAUGACAGCAACUGCCAGGAGAAACCAAGUGCCUACAUCUCAGCUAUCCUGGAGUUGAGUUCCCUUGUGACGAAGCGUUUCCAAAAGCCACUUCUAUUCUGGGAUGCCUUGUACUCUCUCACCAGCGAGGGAAGGUGUUUCUCUCGUGCCUGUCGUUUGGUGCAUCAUUUCUCAGAAGCUGUCAUCCAAGACCGACGCCAAAUCCUCACCAAACAAGGGACUGAAUCCUUCCUUAGGGAAAAGGGCAAAAGAAAGACCAUGGACUUCAUAGAUAUUCUCCUAUUGGCCAAGGAUAAAGAUGGAAAGACUCUGUCAAACAAGGACAUUCAGGCAGAAGCAGACACUUUCAUGUUUGGAGGGCAUGACACAACUGCUAGUGGCAUCUCUUGGGCCCUCUAUAACCUGGCCCAGCAUCCGGAACACCAAAAUCGCUGUCGCCAGGAAAUAGAGGAGCUCCUGAAGGGCCGUCAGCCAGAGGAAAUUGAAUGGGAUGAUCUGGCCAACAUGCCCUUCCUGACCAUGUGUAUCAAAGAAAGCCUCCGGAUACACCCACCAGUUCCCAUGGUCUCCCGCUAUUGCACCAAGGACAUCCAGCUGCCUGAUGGGCGGGUCAUUCCCAAAGGGAACAUUUGCCUGAUCAGCAUCUUUGGAACUCAUCAUAACCCAGCUGUGUGGCCCAACCCUGAGGUUUAUAAUCCAUAUCGCUUUGAUACCAACAAUGCUGAAAAGAUACCACCCCUGGCCUUUAUACCCUUCUCAGCUGGACCCAGGAAUUGCAUCGGCCAGAACUUUGCCCUGUAUGAGAUGAAGGUUGUGCUGGCCCUAACUCUGCUGAGGUUCCGAGUCUUCCCUGAUGACCACCCAGUCCGAAGGAAGUCAGAACUGAUUCUCAGAGCAGACAAUGGUUUGUGGCUGAAGCUGGAGCCAGUGUUGGGCCCUUCAGGUCCUGAAAAACCCCUCUCAUCAGUCUCUCAGGAAUGAUGGCUAGACAUAUUUUUCUGUCUUUGAACAUGGAAGCCUGUGGUCUACCUGUCUUGCCAGCCAUGUUUACUUUGAUUGUAAUUCUUCUAAAUAAAAAUAUUUCAGCAUAACA